CUUUUAUUUUAUUUUUUCUCGUCAAAUUGUUAAUUUGAUCGAAUUUAAAGUAAAAACCUGAACCCUAACCGAUUGUCACUCAAACUCGCCGGAAAGAAUGGUGUACACGGCGGUCACAGUCAAGUGAAAGAAGAAAGGAAGAUUUCUUUAUUGUCUGGAUUUAACCUGGCAACAUCUAUUGUCGUCAUUGUUUUCAGAAAUUCCAAACCAAAAGCCCUGAAUUUCUUCUUCCUUCCCCAUUCCUCCGCCUGCUGCCCCCGGUUACUAGUUCACCACUCCGAAUCACCUUAACAACUCCCCUUCUUCGGCAAUUCAACUAACAGAUAGAAGUGGGCUAACAGUUGGUUGCUCUCCGUUUUGUAGAAAGUAUUGUAGCCAUAAAUUGAAACCAAUAUUCGUUGGUUCCACUGUCUGGCUCUCUCGAUUCUCAUUUAUCCUCUCGUCGAAUAAGUCAACAAGGUAUAACCAUUUUCAUGCGUUGAUGCUUUUCGUUUUAGUCAACCUGUUCAAGUUUUGUGCCUUUUCAUAUUGAAACUUGAUAUGGAUUUUGCUUUUAAACUUUAUAGAGCUAAUGGUUGUUAAAAGAAAUUCUACAGCUGUUUUAAUUCAUUUAUCAAAAACCACAAUCACCCAUAUGUGCAAGCAUCGAAUCUGCAAACAAAACUAGUUAUCCUUUUUAAAAGCCAAAACCCUAUAUACUCAUAUUAUCGCAGCCCCAGUUUCUUCCUACUUUGUCAAUGGACUCUGGAAGUUCUCAACUUUAGCAACUGAAUUAAGUAUUACAACAUCAUUACGGCUCUAUUUUCUACAGUUGAUAGCUGAAUCUUGAAAGUUAAAAGUUUGAAAGCAGAUAAACUUCUCUUAGUCAGAGUUGGAACCUUAUACUUUUGAUCAAAAUCUAUCUGUGAAAGCAAAGAUGAAGGUUGUAGGGUUAGUCAGUGGUGGCAAAGACAGCUGCUUUGCAAUGAUGAAGUGUCUCCAAUAUGGCCAUGAGGUUGUUGCAUUGGCAAACUUAUUGCCUGCUAACGAUUCUGUGGAUGAGCUUGAUAGCUACAUGUAUCAAACUGUUGGUCAUCAGAUUGUUGUAAGUUAUGCGAAUUGCAUGGGAGUGCCUUUGUUUAGAAGAAGAAUACAAGGAUCCACCAGGCGUCAUGACCUUAGCUACAACAUGACUACUGGUGAUGAAGUAGAAGACAUGUUUAUUUUGUUAAAAGAAGUCAAAAAGCAGAUUCCUUCUGUUACAGCAGUCUCAUCUGGUGCAAUUGCUUCUGACUAUCAAAGAUUACGGGUAGAAAAUGUUUGUUCAAGAUUAGGGCUCAUAUCUCUUGCAUAUUUAUGGAAGUUGGAUCAAUCAUUGCUCCUACAGCAAAUGAUUGAAACUGGGAUUGUUGCCAUUACAGUAAAGGUUGCAGCUAUUGGUUUAGAUCCUUCAAAGCACUUGGGAAAAGAAAUGUCAUACCUAUGGUCACACCUUCUUAAGUUAAAUGAGUUAUAUGGAAGUAACGUAUGUGGUGAAGGAGGAGAAUAUGAAACAUUGACACUUGAUUGUCCCCUGUUUAAAUAUGCUCGAAUUGUUCUAGAUGAAUUCCAACUUGUACUUCAUGAUUCAAAUUCCAUAGCUCCUGUGGGAAUCCUUCACCCCGUGUCAUUCCAUUGUGAAGAUAAACCAAAAUCUGAUUCUGUGAGUGACACCAACAGAAGUAACGGUUUCUGUUUGGAGAAUAUGGGGUCUGUAGUUGAAGUACAAAGUGAAUCUCUAGAAACAGUGGAAAACAAAUGUCAUCCAUCUCAUUCUCAUGUUCCCUUGGAUUUAUCUCAACUUGAAACACGUAAACUUCAUACUUCAAGAACUAGAAAAGACAACACUUUCUCCAUAUCCUGUUGGCUGCAAGACUCAGAAACUUCAGUAGAUCUUAAGGAGGAUCUGAAGAUGAUUUUAGUGAAGGUUGAAUCAGAGCUUAAUGAAGCUGGGUUUUCAUGGGAGAAUGUGGUUUACAUUCAUCUGUACAUCUCAGAUAUGAACAUGUUUGGUAUUGCAAAUGAAACGUAUGUAGAUUUUAUAACUCAAGAAAAAUGUCGAUUCGGUGUCCCAUCCCGUAGUACAAUUGAGCUUCCUUUGUCAGAAGCUGGUCUAGGAAGGGCAUAUGUGGAAAUUCUGGUAACAAAUGAUCAAAGUAAAAAAGUUCUUCAUGUGCAAAGCAUCUCUUCGUGGGCCCCUAGUUGUAUCGGACCAUAUAGCCAGGCGACAUUGCAUAAAGAGAUACUCCACAUGGCUGGUCAAUUAGGGUUUGACCCUCCAACCAUGACAUUAUGUGGCGGGGGCCCCACUGGUGAAUUAGAACAAGCUCUUGUAAAUAGUGAAGCUAUUGCAAAAUCAUUCAACUGUUCAAUAAUGACAUCAGCCAUACUGUUUGUCAUUUACUGUUCCAAGUCUACUUCAAAAUUGGACAGAAUCAGUCUCCAAGAAAAGCAAAAAUCCUUCCUUAAUCAGACAAAGCGAUUGCUCAAUCCGGUUUUCUUGUAUGUUCUUGUCCCUGAUCUCCCAAAAAGAGCUUUUGUGGAAGUGAAGCCCAUGCUCUUUGUUGAGGAUAAUAAUAAUACUGAAACUGAGGAAGUUGUUAAUGAUCUGAAAUAUGAAGAGAAUCAUUUUGAUUCAUGUUUUAAACCAGAAAAAUGGCAUGAUGAAUGUGUUCACAAGUGUCUUGUACAUGACAGAAUAUGUGCAGUUGUUUUAUCCAUUACAACUGAAAUUUUUAACACCUGUUUUAAUGUUGACAAUGCUGAGGAGAAAAUGGGACAAGUUGCAAAAUUUUGCAUAUAUCGUCUUGAUAAAGUCCUCUCACAGAACUACUACUCUUGGGAUGAUGUAAUGAAUUUGAGAAUUUACUUUCCAACAAGUUCCAACAUUUCCCAUGAAAAGUUAUCACUCAUCUUCAAAACUAGAUUUGAUGAAUUUGCUGAAACAACAAAAAGGUUGAAGGUUUGUGAUGAACCCAUCUUCAAUAUUGUGCCUGUGAUUGGGGCAGGGAGUUGUGCAACUUCCAUGGAUGAUAUAAUCACAUGUGAGCUACUUGCUAGAAAAUCUUGAUAGAUAUUAUGAUAUGCUAUAUCAAUUUUCUUUUUGUUCUAUAUGAAGGGGAGAAUUAUAGCUAUUGUGAGGGUUAUUUAUGUGAAAAUUCACAUUUUAUAAUUACUAGAAGUAAUGUAAUGUGUGGUAUUUUAAGGUUGGAAAAUGUUACCACGAACACCAAAAGAUCCACGGAUUAUCUGGUUGUAGAUUGAUUGGUGAGUAGUUGAAAUUGUGG
Lactuca virosa is the source of this 3305-nucleotide messenger RNA. The record is from the annotation of a GenBank genome assembly. Lineage: Eukaryota; Viridiplantae; Streptophyta; Magnoliopsida; Asterales; Asteraceae.